Molecule: messenger RNA, 1608 nt
Organism: Effrenium voratum
Lineage: Eukaryota; Dinophyceae; Suessiales; Symbiodiniaceae
Source: the annotation of a GenBank genome assembly
AUGGAUGCCCAAUUGAGACGGAUGUGCACGCCCAAGCUCCGCACCGGGCGGGCAGACGUUUCAAAGGAAGUGAUGGAGAAGUGGAAGCUGGGGGGGGAGAGCCGCCGUCAGUUGCUGGACACUUUGGUGGAGGUCAACGGAAACAAAGAGGCCUUCAAGAAAAGCAUGGAGGUUUGCUUUACCAAGGGCCGCAAGAAUACCAUCUGUAUUUCUGCGGGCUGGUAUUCGAAGGACCGCAUGAAGACUGUUCUUGGAUUCAGCAAGCAAAGAGUAAAGGCUGUUGUGCACUACUGCAGCGCAUCGGAGCGGAAGAAAACGCUCACCCGGUGGGACAAAUAUGAGAAGAACGUGAGAGAGUACUGGGUGACUGAGCAGGAGAGCGGAUCCUUCGAAACCACCGACGAGCAGACACUCCGCGAUACAACCGUGGUGGCCGAGAACGCUGAGACCAAUCAGCUGGACUUGGCACCCCCACCAUCCGGCCCGUUGUCGGCGCCAGCGCACACCUCGGAUGAGGAGCAAAGCAUGAGCGAGGACGAGGCGGCGGAAAACAUCUCGAUGGUGAUGGACCAGGUGCUGAAGCAGCAGGCGAAGCUGGAGGCCACAGCGGGCAAGCUGGCCUUGCUGGAGACCGACUCAGCGAAGAGGCGCCACAGGGCUCUGAAGGGCUUGGAUGUGCACGUUGGCAAGCUCAUGGCGGGCCACGAUCAGCUUGCCAACUACAAGGAGUACAACCAAAUCGUGAAGGAAGUGGAGAUCAGGACCAUUUUGAAGAACGUGAAGAAGGACUGUGAGAAGCCCAAGCCGAAGCAGCCGAAGGAGCCGAAGGAGCCGAAGGAGCCGAAGGAGCCGAAGGAGCCGCAGGAGGGCAGGUGCUUCUUCGUCCACAUUGCCGGCGGCGAAGCAUCGCAAGAUUGGGCCUGUGGGGCGAGCGAUUGCGCGGGCAGUGACAGCUACACCAAAGUCAUCGGCGCUUGGGCUUCGAUCGGAGAUGCCAAGGAGGCCCAGGAGUGGUUCGCUCGCAUGAUGGAGGAGGAGAAAGCCACUCCACAGGCUUUGGCCUUCCUGGUGGAUGCCCUGGUGCUGGUGAGCGGCGAUCAGCAUGAGCAGGCCGCCAAAGCCGAAGAGUGGAUCGAGAAGUUCAGGAGCACUGGCAAGGAGCUGACCGCCAAGGUCUACGCAGCCCGCGCCUCUGCAGACGUGAUGAACGGUGACUUUGAGCAGGUGGAGGCGCGCAUGCAGCAGAUGGAGGCCGACGGCCUCGAGAUCGACGAGGAAGCUCUGACUGUGCUGCUGCUGGCCUACGGCUACGCCCAGCCGCAGCAGACCUUGCUGGCCGAGCAGAUGUUUAAGCAACAGAUGCUCCGGGGGAAGGUCCGCGCCACACAGGAAGUCUUGCAGGCGUUGCGAGUGGCCGUGGGCGGUGGCCGCUGCUUGCAGCUCAGGCGCGAGCUGCAAAUUGGCACGAGCCAGAAGUCGCCGGCAGAAGCCAUCGACUGGGCUGCCAAGUCUCCCGCGGCCAAGAACCGCAAGCCUAAAGGCAGAAGCCGAAUUUGGAAGAGUUUCCUGCCGCCCCCGGAGCCUGCGAAACGCCUGAAGUGGGAAUGA